Messenger RNA from Fraxinus pennsylvanica, 432 nucleotides. The record is from the annotation of a GenBank genome assembly. Lineage: Eukaryota; Viridiplantae; Streptophyta; Magnoliopsida; Lamiales; Oleaceae.
AUGCCACCCUGCGCCGGACUUCAAAAAUCCCCCAUCUCUUUAACUUUUGGAAAAAGUUCCCCUGUGACCCAUCUCGAUUUCAGGUUUAAGAAUGAAGGUAGACUGCAAGUAAGACCGAGGCUACAUCCUUUAUUCGCUUCAGAGGGAUCAGAUGAAACUAUACGAGCUGAUGCUGCUCAAGAAUCUUCCCCCUUCGCUUCAUGGUUGUCUUCUCCAACUGUUGCUGGCAAUUACGCCUUCAUCAGAAGUGGCAGAUUGGCAGUAAUAACCGGCAUCCAUACAUCACCUGAACUACUUAAGAGGCCGGCAUCCAUACAUCACCUGAACUACUUAAGAGUGACCCGACUGCUGGUCUCUGCAGCCAUUGCUGAAGCUAUCAUCUCAUCUACAUUGUCCAACUUGAUGAUAAUUUACAAUGCUGCAAACAUGUAA